AUGAUAAAGAGGUUAUUAACUACAAACAGUAAUAAAUUCAUUCAAUCAUCAUCAUCACAAUCACAAUCAUUAUUUAGAUUAAAUAAUAACAACAAUAACUUAUAUCAAUACAAAUCAACAUCGACAUUAACAGUCAACAACAAUAAUAGUAAUAUUAACAAUAUAUCAUAUAUCAUCAGAAGAAUGUCAACUGAACAAAAGAUCGAAAAGGUAGUCAUCGUUGGAAGUGGUCCAGCUGGUCACACUGCUGCUAUUUAUACUGGAAGAGCAAGAUUAGAACCAAUCAUGUUUGAAGGAUUUAUGGCAGGAGGAGUUGCAGCAGGAGGACAAUUGACAACAACUACAGAGAUUGAAAAUUUCCCAGGAUUUGCUCAACAAAUCUCUGGACCCGAGUUGAUGGACAGAAUGAGAGAGCAAAGUGUACACUGUGGUACUCGUAUCGAGACCAAGAACGUCUUGAGAAUGGAUCUUAGUAAGCGACCAUUCACAUUAUACAUUGAGGACGAAGAGGACAAGCCCGUCCUUGCCGAGACUGUUAUUAUCGCUACUGGUGCCACCGCUAAAAAGAUGGGUGUCCCAGGCGAAGAAGAAUACUGGAGCAGAGGUAUCUCUGCCUGCGCCGUCUGCGAUGGUGCCCUUCCAAUCUACCGUAACAAGCAUUUGGUUGUCGUCGGUGGUGGAGACACUGCCUGCGAAGAGGCCACCUUUUUAACACAUUUUGCUAGCAAGGUUAGUUUGUUGGUGCGUCGUGAUGAAAUGCGUGCAUCAAAGGCCAUGCAACAACGUGUCCUUGCUAACCCAAAGAUCACCAUCGUCUGGAACACCGAGUUGGUAAGUGCCCGUGGUGAUGGCAAGCUCUUGACCCACGUCACUGUCCAAACCAAGGGCAAGGAACCAGAAGAACUCGCUGCUCAAGGUCUCUUUUACGCUAUUGGUCAUGUUCCAAACACUGCUUUCCUCAACAACCAAAUCACACUCGACGAAACCGGUUACAUCAUCACUCAAGGUCACUCGACCAAGACAAACAUUGAAGGUGUCUUUGCCUGUGGUGAUGUUCAAGAUAAGAUCUAUCGUCAAGCUAUCACUGCUGCCGGUACUGGUUGUAUGGCUGCUCUUGAAGCUGAACGUUUCUUAUCUGAACAACAUUAA
Cavenderia fasciculata is the source of this 1149-nucleotide messenger RNA. RefSeq names its product thioredoxin reductase (gene trrA). Lineage: Eukaryota; Evosea; Eumycetozoa; Acytosteliales; Cavenderiaceae. The transcript is spliced from 2 exons. Bases 1 to 1149 code for a protein of 382 amino acids. Gene Ontology annotation, cellular component: cytoplasm. The record is from RefSeq and is a predicted model, not a curated record. Gene Ontology annotation, biological process: removal of superoxide radicals. Gene Ontology annotation, molecular function: thioredoxin-disulfide reductase (NADPH) activity.